Fomitiporia mediterranea MF3/22 is the source of this 3878-nucleotide messenger RNA. RefSeq names its product cysteine proteinase. Lineage: Eukaryota; Fungi; Basidiomycota; Agaricomycetes; Hymenochaetales; Hymenochaetaceae. The coding region runs from base 318 to 3536 and encodes 1072 amino acids. Gene Ontology annotation, cellular component: nucleus; cytosol. Gene Ontology annotation, biological process: mitochondrial electron transport, cytochrome c to oxygen; protein deubiquitination. The record is from RefSeq and is a predicted model, not a curated record. Gene Ontology annotation, molecular function: cysteine-type deubiquitinase activity; cysteine-type endopeptidase activity. The transcript is spliced from 11 exons.
ACGUUCUUCUGACUUCUGAGGAACUGUUUUUUUUUCUAGUUUCAGCGCGGCUUACAAGGAUCUUUGAACAGGGUUAGAGUCACAAGCGUGUUCAGCCCCAUCCGCGUCCACUCCAUUCCAGUCGUGUAGCUGAAAGGUGUAAAACUGUUUCAGAAAAAGAUCGAGGAGACUGGACAGUCACAGGGAUACUUUUUGUUGCUGAAGAGGAGUACUGACUUCCUCAAAAGGGUACGGUCAACGACGGUUUUGCGGCUCGGUUUUGACGUGCACUGCUCACAAUCCUCGGUGUAGAAGCCAGGAUAGCUAGGCUCCCAUCCAUGGAAACCCAACAUGCGAUCUAUAAUCAGGCCGGUCCAUCAAACUUUACACCUCCUUAUUCACAGGAGGGGCGUCCUCCAGUCCAGUACGCCUCUGGGAGGGGACGAGGGCAUCCGGGUCAUAGGCAUACGAACUACCACCAAGCGCAACAGCAACCCUUCUUCACACCCGGUAUGCCGGGGUCGUAUGCUGGGUACUCUAUGGGCGUGAAUGGGAUGAACGGCGUGCCUGUUCAUGGCCAAUAUACUCACACGCAAACUGGAGCUCCUCCUGGCCGUAGAGGAGGACCAAGCUACCAUACAGGAAACUUUCAGGCUCCCGCUUCACCUGCAUUACACCCGACCCACGUAUAUAAUCCUCACGUUUCUCCGUACUUCCCUCCGGCUGCGGUACCUGGUCCGGCGCCAAUGUACAAUUAUCAAAAUGCACCACCACAUGUGCAACACUACCCUACCCCAUUUUCACCUCCUCUCCCUCAUCCGCAUUAUCCGUUUCCUAACCAACAAAACUUGAAGUCCCCAGUGAUUUCGCCCUUGCCGGAACAUGCUACGGGUUUUCCAAGGACGUGGAAAGCACAACAACCGACCUCUCCGAGGGCUUUGCAUGUUUCGGCUGUCCCUUUGCCCCAACAGCAGAAGCAGAUGCAAAGUCCUGCCAUGAGUUCAAAUUUAACGCCAUCUCCCCCUCUAAAAUUCGACAGCUCGCCUCAAUUAGUCGCGCAUCGGCUGGUAGAUUCCGCUUCUCCCCAAGCUACCUCACCUGUUACAGACAACCAGACACUCCUUUCGGCCAACUCUCCUUCAAGUCCUAAAAUUGUACUACCUUCUUUUGAAAACGAACCUGCUCCUCAAGAAGAGUGGAUUAUAUCUGCAUACAGGCCCGACAAUCCGGCAGCUGCGUUUGGCAUCACAAUUUCCCCCAAGGCAAAGCCACCAUCGCACAUCGUUAGACGAGCACAAGAAUAUACCAUUCCCGCAUACUCUAAUACACCUUCAAUAGAAACAACUGAUAUGCACGCGCCUGACACACAACCAAUUAAGAAAGGGGAGGAUACACCGCCGGACAGCUCCGUUCCUCAGAACGAACAGAUUUCUGGAUCAGGAACUGAAACUGAAUCCCGGGCAUCGACAGUCGGUGAUGCAUUCGUCGCUGGUUCUCCACUAUCAACCGCAACAUCCAUAUCUAUUGCACCCCCUAAAGUGGACGUCUCAAGCGAGUCCGAGUCUCAGGGUACUUCUGUCCCGGAUCCCGUUGUAACAACCACUGAUGUUGACUCUUCUACACGUGCAGCAUCUGAAAUUCCACCUGCUUCGACAGCUACACAAUCUUCCGGAGCUUCGUCAGGCGGCAGGAAGUCGUGGGCGUCCCUUCUUCGCCCAGAUGGGUCGUCUUCCAAGACUAGUCUUCCCACAUCUUCUGUUCAGGGGUUCUCCAUUCCAGCUUCAGUGACAGUCGAUUCACCUCCAGUCUCUACCUCAUCAGAGCCUAGCGGAAAGCGGAACGAUCUUCUUCGGUUAUUGCAAAAUGGCCCUAGCACAAGUGGUGUGCCACAGAUCAGACCUCGCGGACUGGUGAACACGGGGAACAUGUGCUUUGCAAACGCGGUCCUUCAGACGCUCGUAUAUACACCUCCCUUCUUCCGCCUUUUUACGGAACUUGGAAAGUUUAUUGAUGGAACUGGUCCAAACGCGACGAAAUGGGCUGGCAAAGAUACUCCGCUAGUUGAUGCAACUGUAGAGUUCUUGAAGGAAUUCAAACCGAAGGUCAAGGACAGCUCUAGGGACUCACAGGAAGACGAUGAAGACUAUGAUGCCAUCGAUUCCUUCAUUCCAUCCUACGUGUAUGACGCAAUGAAGGAGAAAAGCAGGUUCGAUAACAUGGGAGGCGGGCAACAGGAAGAUGCCGAGGAGUUCUUUGGAUUCUUCUUGGACACGCUCGAAGAGGAAUUGCUAGCUAUCUCUAAGUCCCUAACGGAUGGCUCACAGAUCAAGUCUUCCGGACAGGAACGCAACAGCUCGGAAGGGGAUGACUGGUUAGAGGUUGGAAAGAAAAAUAAACCAGUCGUUGCUCGAUCAACUAAGUCCGUGGAUUCUCCCAUGACGCGCAUCUUCGGGUUUAAGUUCCGCUCAACACUUAAAGUACCCGGACAGCGAGAUUCUGUGAUGGUGGAGGACUGGAAAUCACUGAAAUUGGACAUUCAGCGUGAGCAGGUAGAAUCGAUCGAGGAUGCUCUGCGUUACAUCUCCCACCCUCAGCCAGUACAGAUGUCUUCUGUUACGAAGGGAGGCGCUCUGGUGGAGGCUUCACAACAGGUGUUGGUAGAUACUCUGCCACCAAUAUUAGUUUGCCACCUUAAGCGAUUUUUGUACGACACGACGGCGAAGGAUGUCAUCAAGGUGCACAAGCAAGUGACAUACGGCCCUGAACUUGAGGUCCCAUCUGAUGCGAUUUCCCCGGCGCGGCGAACAGCCCACCCCGUCAAGUACAAGUUGUUCGCUGCUGCUGGUGGUCAUUACACGCUAGAUGUACUUCAUCCGAACCGCAACGCCGAUACGAACGCGAAGCCUCGUGAAGGAUGGAUCCGAAUCGAUGAUGAGCUCGUCUCAGACCUGCGAACUGAAGAUGUGUUCGGGACUGACAGGGAUUGCGCGUACCUACUGUUUUACCGACGGAUAGCAGGGUCAUACGCACGAGCUGCCAUGUCGUGCGCAUUGCAGCUCGCUCGUUCACGCGCUCGUAUUGCUCUUUCUAGACGGUGCAUGGCUACCGCUGCAGCGCAUCCAGGUGCUGUCUCGCGGACCAGCUCAUCGUCUGAGCCCGUCGUCCCGCUUUCCAAUGUAGAAGCACAAUGGGAGAAGCUCUCUGCAGAUGAGCAGCUCACCGUCCAAAGUCAGCUCGAGGAGCUGCAGAAAAAGGACUGGAAGACCCUGUCCAUUGAUGAAAAGAAAGCUGCAUACUACGUUGCAUUCGGCCCCCAUGGUCCUCGGACUCCCAUCACAUCCACCGCUCAGCCCUUGAAAGUUUUCCUUGGGGUAGUUACGGGCGUUGCAGUUGGUCUUGGCCUGUUCUACAGUAUCCGCUCCAUCUCCCCAACCCCGCCGAAGACUUUGUCGAGAGAAUGGCAAGAAGCAAUGAACGAGCGCGCAAAAGAGCAACAGAUGAAUCCCAUCUCCGGUAUCUCGUCGGAAGGCUACAAAGGCAAAGGAUUCGUCCACUAAUUGCCUUGUUGUCUUCACGGUGCUGGGUACGAAAAUGCCCGAGCGAACUCGGUCUAAGCACUCAAGGCAUGGUGUGUUUGGGAUGGGUUUCGUGUUGAAUGGAAGCAACCAGCACACAUCUAGAAGUGGCUGUAGUCUAUUUCAUCCUGCCAUCUGUUUGGCUGUAAUUUCAUUCAAUGGAACCAAUGCAAUCGCUUUACUUAAUCUUUUCUAUCUAUCAUUGUGGGGCGAUGGGCUUUUCUGUUUUCACCUCUUUUAACUUCCGUACAUACCGGUAUUCACCUCACGAGCGCGCGAAGCAUCUUGCGGCUGCUGAAGCUUGAGAACGACAGAGUUGCUGAU